AGGAAAGAAGGGAGGCUUUUCCAAAUCCUUUACAAGAAAGCUCGAGCCGUUUUCCCAUGCUGUCCGUACUCUCUUUAAUAAUGCGAUUGUGACCUGAGUGGAAUUUAUGAGCGAUGAACUAUUGAAGCUUGUUGCACCACUGCAUCAGACUACUUUUGUUUUUUUUGCUCAGCACAUGAUUCCCCCAUCCCAGCUGUUGCAGGACCUAUGGGCCGGUAAUAGAGGGAUGGGAAGCUGAGGCAGUUUAUUUUCACAUUCUUCUCUUCUGGGGACUUGGCUAGUUAGCUGAAGCCGCUGCUGCUUUUUACUGGAUCUGCUCUGUACUCGGCAGGUUUAUUUGUUUUCAUGUGCACGGGGUGUUUCAAUUAAAUAGACAUUGGACUAGAGCUGAAUGGAUGCUUUGCAAUCUGAAAAGUUUUUGGGAGUAACAAAAAACUACUAAAAGAGAAGAACUGGUACUGCAGGAAACCUGGGGCCUAUUUUCAAAGCCUUUUUAUUUUAUUGAGCAAGAUGAUGUGUGAGGUGAUGCCAACCAUCAGUGAGGCAGAGAUUCCCUCUGGGGGAAAUGGAGGCCAUGGUUCAGGUUCCCCGUUACAGUCAGAUGCUGACUCCCAUUUUGAGCAAUUAAUGGUAUCCAUGUUGGAAGAAAGGGAUCGCCUUCUGGAAACACUAAGAGAAACUCAGGAGACGCUAGCAUUGACCCAGGGCAAGCUACAUGAAGUUGGUCAUGAGAGAGAUUCCUUGCAGAGACAGCUCAAUACUGCACUUCCACAGGAAUUUGCAGCGCUUACGAAAGAGCUAAAUGUAUGCAGGGAGCAGCUGCUUGAAAGGGAAGAAGAAAUAGCUGAACUGAAAGCAGAAAGAAAUAAUACGAGGCUGUUACUGGAACAUUUGGAGUGUCUUGUCUCCAGGCAUGAGCGAUCUCUCAGAAUGACUGUUGUAAAGAGACAAGCUCAGUCUCCAGCAGGCGUUUCUAGUGAAGUAGAAGUUCUCAAAGCACUGAAAUCUUUAUUUGAACACCAUAAAGCCCUUGAUGAAAAGGUAAGGGAGAGGUUACGAGUAGCACUUGAAAGAUGUAGCUUAUUGGAAGAAGAACUAGGUACUACGCAUAAAGAG
Fulmarus glacialis (Northern fulmar) is the source of this 1116-nucleotide messenger RNA. Its product is annotated as liprin-alpha-1-like. Gene Ontology annotation, cellular component: presynaptic active zone. The transcript is spliced from 5 exons. Gene Ontology annotation, biological process: synapse organization. Lineage: Eukaryota; Metazoa; Chordata; Aves; Procellariiformes; Procellariidae. The annotation marks the transcript as partial. The record is from RefSeq and is a predicted model, not a curated record.